This is a messenger RNA of Oryzias latipes (Japanese medaka), 2204 nucleotides long. NCBI's taxonomy places the organism in Eukaryota, Metazoa, Chordata, Actinopteri, Beloniformes, Adrianichthyidae. The record is from RefSeq and is a predicted model, not a curated record.
CUGAUGGGAAAAGCCGAAAGAGAAAGAAGAUAAGACUAAAUACAUGCUAUUCUCUAAAAGCAAAGCCAAACUCCAAAACCUGCUCCCAAUUACUACAAAAGAAGGACAUUUAAUUGAACUGGUCACAGAAUACAAAUACCUUGGUACUUUAAUUGAUGACUGUCUAGCUUUUAAACCACAUAUUCAGAAACUAGCUCACAGGCUGAAACUAAAAUUACGCUUUUAUUUCAGAAUCAAGUCAUGUUUAUCAUUUAAAGCCUGUAAGAAACUUGUCACUGCCACUUUUAUGUCUGUCCUUGAUUUUGGUGAUGUGAUUUAUAUGAAUGCUUCUGCUGAUGCUUUGCAUGCUUUGGACACUGUUUUUCAUGGUGCACUGCGUUUUAUAACAAACAUGAGGUCACUAACCCAUCACUGUUCUGUAUGCUCGAGUAGGUUGGCCCUCCUUAUCCCAGCGCAGACUGAAACAUUGAUACCUUUUAAUUUAUAAAUGCAUUCUUAGGUUGUUACCGUCUUAUCUCCGGCAGCUCAUAGAACUGAAGAGCAGCAGCAGCUCCAGCCUGCGGUCUCAGGACAUGCUCCUGCUCUCUGUGCCCAGAGUGCGCACAGAGAUGGGGAAAAAAAGGCUUUUAGAUUUGCUGCGGCACAGUUUUGGAAUGAACUCCAGAAAGAGUUUAAAUUGAAAGAUUUGAUCUCCCUGGGCUCUUUUAAAAAACUUUUAAAUGAACGUGAGACAAAGCUUUCAAACUGUAUUUAUUUAAAACUGUCUUUUAUGAUUGAGUGUGAGUGUAUAUAAGGGUUUUGUGUUAUUGUUGUGCUGCUGCCUCUUGGCCAGGACGCUCUUGCAAAAGAGAUUUUUAAUCUCAAUGAGUUUUUUUUAUCCUGGUUAAAUAAAGGUGAAGAAGAAUACAUAGACCAAACCAAAACUAGCUCCUCUGUAGUUGGACGGGCCUAUGUGUAAGGGCCACGACUGUCUACAGCCUACAAUGUGCAUCCAUCACAGAGUUGAUUCUGAUUUAGAAACGAUUAAGCCCCAAUUUUGUAUUGUAACACUCUUCAAUUUCUAAAAGUAUUACACACACACACAAAAACAAUAUGACUCAAGAUUUUUUAAUCAGUCUCAGGUAUUCCCCCACUCUUCCCCAGUCUUUCACCCAAUACAACAAAGAUUUUUUUAUAUUAGUUCGUUAUUUACAAAAGUCACCGCCUCUCUUCCUGGCGUCCUCCCCCCUCCAUAUAAAAUCAGAGAUCCAAGUGACUCACGGGACGUCAAAGUUCCGUCCGUGGGAAGAACGUACGCGGCUUACCUGCUCUGUCUGUCCUCGGUUGAUGGGGUUUUCAGUCAUCCCAUACAUGUGGAGGUCACACCCGAUUGCAGAAAUAAAUCCCAGAGUAUUCCACUGACGCGGUUGGGCUUCUCUCCGACGUCACGGUAAUCCUCGGCAUAGUUUCAUGGCGGCUCCACUAAUAGUUGCUGUGAUAAUGGGGGCUGUGUUGGCACAGGUGUGGACCGCCCACCACCGCCAUCAGUCCACCAUCCACACUGAAGAUAAUGCUCUGCUCAAGAUGCUGAGGAAUUUCAACUACCUCUCUUCCUCCAUGAAGGAGUGGCCAAAGAGUGAUCGUUCAUCUGAUGGAGGGACUCCAAUGGUGGGAUGCUGGAUGGUGAAGGCGCUCCACCCUGUGGCUAUAAAGAAACGCCAGGACUUGUCCUCAUACAACCUAAACUCUUUUGGUCUCCGUUAUGGAAAAUGACAGGUGUCUGCUUGUUUUCUCCUGGUUUGUUUGUUUCUGUAAAAUAAAAUAUUCAAAAAGAAGAAAGAAGGAAAAAUGUUGAUCUGCAGGUCACAGUUGGGCCAGAGUCUCCUUUCUUCAACUUGCUGUUCUUCCUCUGCAGUUUCUUAACAUUUUGUCUUGUUUACACUCAGAAAUCAUGAUUAUAAAUUAGGAGUCUUUGAAAUAAAAUUCUUAGAACUAAAAUUCCAAUGAAUGUUUUCUCUUAGAUACUCCAAAGUCCUGUAGUAUUGUAUUGCUGAGGCAUUUCAGGUUGGUAGAGACAUCUGUCAAUCAAAUGACAAUACAACCUUUCUGCCUAAUUUAAUAAUUUAUUAGAAUUAAAACAGAACAUUCACAAUUAAAAAGUUCUUCCUGUACAGUUUUUUAUGACAUAACAUGGCUAUUACAAUAAAAACCUAUUUUAUGAACCA